Kockovaella imperatae is the source of this 288-nucleotide messenger RNA. RefSeq lists its product as hypothetical. NCBI's taxonomy places the organism in Eukaryota, Fungi, Basidiomycota, Tremellomycetes, Tremellales, Cuniculitremaceae. Gene Ontology annotation, cellular component: mitochondrion; mitochondrial inner membrane; MICOS complex. The record is from RefSeq and is a predicted model, not a curated record. The transcript has 6 exons. Bases 1 to 288 code for a protein of 95 amino acids.
AUGGCCAGCUCUAGCACCCCAGCUACAUCGACAGCUCCAAAUACAGUCCCUAUACCGAGCGAGGAGACGAUUGCCAGAAAAUUCGAUAACUGUCUCGCCGACCUCAUUGUCAACGCUGGUCUCGGUUUCGGUGUCGGUGUUGUCGCUUCCGUCCUUCUCUUCCGACGCAGGGGAUGGCCAGUGGCUCUUUCAACCGGAUUCGGUGCGGGGGUCGCUUACUCGAACUGCAACUACUCGCUUAACCCAUACGUCCUACCCGGUACCAAGGUUCUCCCAGCAAAGCAAUAG